Messenger RNA from Belonocnema kinseyi, 2916 nucleotides. Its product is annotated as zinc finger protein 431-like. The transcript is spliced from 7 exons. The record is from RefSeq and is a predicted model, not a curated record. Bases 127 to 2745 code for a protein of 872 amino acids. Gene Ontology annotation, molecular function: DNA-binding transcription factor activity; zinc ion binding; RNA polymerase II cis-regulatory region sequence-specific DNA binding. NCBI's taxonomy places the organism in Eukaryota, Metazoa, Arthropoda, Insecta, Hymenoptera, Cynipidae. Gene Ontology annotation, biological process: regulation of transcription by RNA polymerase II. Gene Ontology annotation, cellular component: nucleus.
CACUGAAUUCUUUUGUUUAUUUAUUAAUUAUAUGCUUUAAAAAAUCUAGAAAAAUGAAUUCUUUUCGGACAAAUGAAAAGUGCCUUCCUUCUCUAAGGAUAUCAGAUCUGCAAUUUAAUUUUAAUCAUGAAUAUUUCAAUGAGAGAUUCAAGUGGUGAAUUAAUUGAAAUUCUUAUAAAAGAUGCAAAUGCUUGCAAACGAAUGCAACUUGAGAAUGGAAUAAAAAACAAUUUUGCAAAUCCACCUGAAGCUAAUCAAACUCUUUACAACAUUAUUUCGUCUUUAUCGGGGAUAGAUGAAGGGAAGUUAGUUUUGGAUAAUGAAGAUUCAAAUGCCUCUCAAGUUGAUUUUCUUGAAUUAUCAAAUUUGGAAACACUCCCAGACGAUGGAGUUACAAUUACAGAAUUUGUAAAUAAUCUUGACAAUAAUGAUAAUAAUUACCUGAAAGAGUACCUACACUCGAACAAUAUUGAAAUAAUGGAAGAAUAUCAGUUUCUGGAUGGCAAGGAAUUAGAUGACAAGAUUGAAACAUCUGAAAAAUUAAUUGUCACUAAUGAUAUCUCCUCGCCCCUUUGUCGACUUUGUGCCCGCCAAAGUGACGAAAUGUUCUUCAUUUUUGGAUUACUUCCAAAAGAAACAAGCAUAGCAGAAAAAAUAAACAACUACUUACCGAUUAAAGUCGAAAAGACCGACACCUUUCCAAAGAAGAUCUGCCUCCCUUGCCUUGAAAAACUAGAUCUAAUUGACAAUUUUCACAAAACAGUUUCCGAAUCAGAAGCAAAUUUUCUAAAAACUAAAAAGAAAAUUUCAGGAAAAAAAACCGAACCUCUUGUUGAAAAGAGACCUCCAAAAUCGCUCAUUUCUGCAUCACCAGCGAAAAAAUCUUUCGAAACUGAAGCUCUUGAUCCUGAAAAUCUCUAUGACAAAGUCCUGAAUGAGGAUGAUUUUGAGAUGAUUGAGGAGAGCGAAGAAGAGAAUGCAGUGCAAGAAGAUGACUCCGUUGGCCCAAAAAAUUUGAGCAAAAAUUUAGAAAAAGAUCAUUCUAACGAAGCCAGUGAAGUUUCUUCAAGUACGAUUGAACCAAUAAAAUGUCGUGUUUGUGAAGCGAAAUUUUAUACGAUGAGGAAAUGUUAUCUUCACUCAGCCUCUCAUUCUUCAUCGAAUUAUUAUCCCUGUAGCCUUUGUGAUACAGAUUCGCCAAGUCCGGAAAAAUGGAGGGAACAUUUUACGGAACACAGUCCUAGUAAAUUACACGAUGAAAGAAUCUUAAAUUACGAAUGCGAAAUUUGUCAGAAGAAGCACGUUUCUGAGGCAAGACUGAAGUUUCAUCUUCAGUUCCAUGAAGCUGGUGUUAAAGCUCGUUAUUGUCAAAAAUGUGAUAAGUUUCUUGCUUCCGAGUCAGUACUUUACAAUCAUUAUGUGAUGGUUCAUAUGAAGUUGAGGGAUUUUUGUUGUGACAUCUGCGGCAGUGUCUUCAGAUCUCAACCCCAGUUGGAUGUCCACCAGCGAAAACAUAAAAAUGAGAGACCUUACGAGUGUCAAUUUUGCUCUAAACGAUUUUUAUCCAUGGAUAGUCUCCGGAGACACAGAAAACUUCACCUUCCUGAUAAACUUUUUCAGUGCAAGCAGUGUGGAAAGCGAUUUAAUCGAGCAAAUUCCCUGACAAACCAUCUUCUCACUCAUCAAGUCGAAGCCAAACAGUCUAUGAUCUGUCAGUUCUGCGAUGCGUGUAAUGAAGUUUUUCUUGAUGUUUCUGAAGCUGAAUCUCAUAUUCAAGUCUGCAAAUCAAGCGAUUCGCCUAAGAUUGAAGAGAAAAGUCUCAAUGCUAUCUACAGAUGCGAGUUCUGCCAACGUUGUUUCACCUCCAUUAAGUUUGCAAAGACUCAUAGAAAAUCUCACUCUGGUCCCACGCCUUUUAUCUGCACAAUUUGCAAUGUGGCCUACGCAACUUAUAAUCAAGUACAAGCACACAAAAGCGCGCACAGAAAAUCUUCUCAAAAUCUUCGCUCAAAGGAAACCACAAUCACAAAAUUCUUCUUUUGCGAAUAUUGUGAGAAGGAAUUUCUGCAGUUCACCAACAUGAAUGUUCAUCGAAAAUCGUGUGUCAAGACGAAAAACUGGACUUGUGGUUGCUGUUCUGCCGUAUUUCCAAAUAAUUUUGAAUUAUCUAAACACAAAAGAAGAAGGGACCCUGGCGAAGACUGGUCCUGUGACUAUUGCGAUAAGAGUUUUGCAAACUUCUGCGGUCUUAUAACUCAUAAAGAUUUGCAUACGAGAACAAACAAGAAUCUGCUUUUUGCCUGCUCUAUUUGCGGGAAGAACUUCCAUCAAAAAGCUCAUCUAACUAUUCACACGAGAAGUCACACUGGGGAAAAGCCCUAUGCCUGUGAUUUGUGUGAUAAGGCCUACAGUAUUAAAUGCGAUAGAGAUAAUCACCGAAGGACUCACACUGGAGAACGUCCCUUCAAAUGCACGAUUUGUGAAAAAGCCUUUAAAAAUCCAGCCAGACUUCGAGAACAUAUGCUAAAUCAUUCCGAUAUUCGACCCUAUAAGUGCGAUAUUUGUGAGCAGGCUUUCAAAAAAGGCAGUGCAAAAAAAGUUCACAUGCUCAUUCAUACUGGAGAAAAACCAUUUCAAUGCGAUAUUUGUGGUUUACAUUUUCGAAGAUCGGGAGAUAUGAAGAAACACAAAAUCAGCCGGCAUGAGCCAAAGCCUCAGGCUGAUAAGACUGAAGUUACAGACUAAUUUCCCAAUUUGUUGACAAAUAAAAGUAUUUGUAAAUAAUUAUUAGGGUGAUUUAAAAAAUUGUUUAUUAAUAUAAACACGUACGGUAGCCAAAUUAGGGUAGUCUUUUUAGUUAAUUAAAUUUCUGAACAAAACAAAAAAUGAAAAUCGGACUGAAAAAUCCCGAAAAAA